Messenger RNA from Anopheles stephensi (Asian malaria mosquito), 1403 nucleotides. RefSeq lists its product as uncharacterized. Gene Ontology annotation, molecular function: carbohydrate binding. Lineage: Eukaryota; Metazoa; Arthropoda; Insecta; Diptera; Culicidae. The coding region runs from base 47 to 1117 and encodes 356 amino acids. The record is from RefSeq and is a predicted model, not a curated record. The transcript is spliced from 2 exons.
GUCGAUCUACACACGUUAGUCGAACCAGAGCAGCAGCUUCGUCAAGAUGUUUCGGGCACUUACCGUAAUACCGUGUGCGUUAGUGAUUCUUUUGGUGAUCUUCGAACAAGUGUCGUGUCACGGACGCCAUCAUCAUGGACGCCACGGACAUCAUCAUCAUCAUCAUCGCCGGGACCAUCCACACCAUCCCCCGAUGUCUCUAAGCAUGGCCAUCUACGAUCCGAAAGGCAUCGAGCUGUCUACACGCAGACCGAACAGUACAGCGCAAUACUUUGCGGUCGAAAUGUUUGUCAACAAUCCGAACGGUACCACUCCAGACGUUUCUCACAACACGUCGGAGGUGGUGUACGGCAAGUACAUUGUGCGCGACACGGAGGCCAUCAUUAGACCGGGCGAUGUUCUUAACAUAACGGCCUACAUGGGCUUUUCCGACGGAGCAGUUCUGAAGCAUACCACCAAAUUUUACGUUUUCCGAUCUAUGAUAAGAAACAACUGUACGUGUGGGAGUGCCACAACCCCAAGGGAAUCACCACCGAUUCAAACGAUUCCUCCCUGGGCACGCACAACAACAACAACCGUCUCACCGUCUCAAUCAACGAGUCGAACUUCCUACACACGCCGACCAACAGCACCACGAACGACCACUUCCACUCCGACCAUGCCUACAUCGAGCGAAAAUCAGGAUCUGUCCACUGGUGGAUACUCCGACGAGCUCGACUGUGAAAUCGAUCCCACCACCAACCUUUGCUUCGACAAUUCGUUCAUAGACGUUCGAACCUUUAGUGACCGAGUACGUGGACAGCCGGAAAAACUUGUGCAAACCGAUCCGAGCCGAGGACCGAAGGUACGCACCAAUUAUCUCAUCAUGGAACCGUACCCAAGAUUACCGGAACAUUUCCGGAACGAUCCGUCGAUCGAUCUGACAGCGUAUGUGCGUAGAUUUUUAACCGAUGUGCUGAACCUGAAGCAGCUGGCGGACACAAAUUUGGUAUCUGGUCGACCGGCCGGCAACGCGAUCGUGUUCGAAAUGGAUACGCUGAUCGAUAAGCUGCAGGUGCUUUAUCACGCGAAACAGAAAGGUCUAACGACUGUGCAGGAUUACGACGCGUUACACUGAAAAGGAACUUAAUAUUUUACGAUUUUAUCUCUUUCUUUCCUUCAAUUCAAAGUGUGAAGGCCGAUUGAAACAUAGCCGUAAUAAAUGCUAUAAGUAUUGCUCAACUAAACUUGACUUUGAGUGGAAUCUUCAUCUUCAGUGAAUGGUAAUUAAACUUGUCGUAACAGUAGCAAUGUAGCAAUAGGGACAGGCCAUUUUUAAUGAAUAAAAGGGAUAGCAACAACAUUAUUCGAAAUUUUUCUAAAAAUAUGAUGAACGAAAGCGCAAUAGCGAAAAGAAUUCAAAA